Colletes gigas is the source of this 2167-nucleotide messenger RNA. RefSeq names its product FGGY carbohydrate kinase domain-containing protein. The coding region runs from base 316 to 1953 and encodes 545 amino acids. NCBI's taxonomy places the organism in Eukaryota, Metazoa, Arthropoda, Insecta, Hymenoptera, Colletidae. Gene Ontology annotation, molecular function: phosphotransferase activity, alcohol group as acceptor; kinase activity. The record is from RefSeq and is a predicted model, not a curated record. Gene Ontology annotation, biological process: carbohydrate metabolic process. The transcript has 12 exons.
UUUUAAUUUUUUAUUUUGAUCGUGUCAUCUAGUUCUUAAUACCUUUUUUCUUUCGAACAGCGGAACGUAAUCGUACGUAAAAUGUUAAAAAUUAACAUUCGAACCGUCGAACGAUCUGGUAAAAAAUUAUUUAAGCAUUAAUCUCAUUGAUUAGAUAUUGCCAUACAGCGUGUAACGUGAAUAUUUAAAGCCUUAAACGAUUAUUAAUAUAAAAGGAACUUAUUGCUCAUGAUGAUUCUAUUCAAAGUGGAACAUUCAGUUGGCUUCUCCUGACGAAAGACACAACCCUAGCACGUUUGUUUAAAGGAGCUAGACAUGGAUUAUUUUGUUGGCGUGGAUGUAGGAACAGGGAGUGCUCGCGCUGCUUUGGUAUCCUCUAAAGGAAAAAUAGUAAAAGUGGCAACUUGUCCAUUGGAAAUCUUUCAUCCUGCACACAAUUUCUACGAACAAUCGUCUGAUAAUAUUUGGAGUGCAGUUUGUCAUGUAGUGAAGUCGGUUGUAGCUGAUAUCUCUGCAGAGAAUGUGAAAGGUAUUGGUUUUGAUGCUACUUGUUCAUUGGUAGCAGUGGAUAAAACAGGAUCACCGGUCACAGUGAGUCCCACAGGAGAAGACAAGCAAAAUGUUAUAUUAUGGAUGGAUCAUAGGGCACAGGAAGAAGCUGAUUUCAUAAAUGCACAAGGUCACGAAAUGCUCCAUUAUGUCGGUGGAAAGAUAUCAUUGGAAAUGGAGACCCCAAAAAUGCUAUGGCUUAAAAAAAAUCUACCUUCGUCUUGGAAUCGCGCGGCGUUACUUUUUGAUCUGCCCGAUUUCCUAACGUGGAAAGCAACAGGUUCCGAAUCGAGAUCUCUGUGCUCUUUAGUAUGUAAAUGGAACUACAGCGCUAGUCCAGACGGUAACAAUAAAUGGAACGAGGAAUUUUUUGAUCAGAUUCAUUUGAACGAUCUUAAGAAGGAUAAAUGGCGAAAAAUAGGUAAUGACGUGAAGACCCCCGGCGAUCCAAUUGAUCAAGGAUUGUCAGUGAAAGGUGCGUCUGAUUUGGGACUUUUGAAAGGAACAGCCGUGGGUACUUCCCUUAUCGAUGCACAUGCCGGUGGACUUGGUAUGAUAGGCUGUUCCGUACCUGGCACAUCUUGGAAUUUACAAAACAGAUUAGCAUUGAUUUGUGGUACCUCAACCUGCCACAUGAUAGUCAAUGAAAAGAAGCUAUUUGUUAAUGGUAUUUGGGGGCCGUACUUCAGUGCCAUGAUUCCAGGCUUGUGGUUAAACGAAGGCGGACAAAGCGCGACCGGAAAGCUACUCGAUCACAUAAUUGACACUCAUCCAGCAACGCCAGGAAUAUUAAAAACUUUAAGCGGCAACAAGCACAUACAACAAUACUUGUCCGAACUGUUGCAAAAAAUGGCAGAACAAAAAGGUUUGAAAAAUGUCUCCUACUUGACGAAAGAUAUCCACGUUUGGCCCGACUUUCAUGGGAACCGUUCCCCUCUGGCCGAUCCAAGCCUUAAAGGAAUGAUAUCGGGACUGUCUUUGUCGGUAGAUCAGGACAAUCUCGCGUUACUCUAUUUGGCAACAGUCCAAGCACUGACGUAUGGUACGAAGCAUAUUUUGGAAACAUUAGAAGCUGCUGGUCAUAAACUGGAGGAAUUAUUAGUUUGCGGUGGUCUGAGCCUGAACCCUUUAUUUAUUCAAAUACAAGCAGACGUGUUAGGUUUGCCUGUACUUUGCCCUAUUGAAAGGGAAUCGGUAUUGAUAGGAGCUGCAAUUCUUGGAUCGUACGCGGCUAAAAAAUUCAAUACUAUAUACGACGCUAUGAGAGCAAUAGGAGGAUCUGCAAAUAUCGUUAAACCUAAAACCGAGUGCUACAAGUAUCAUCUCCAGAAAUAUCGAGUUUUCCGAAGUAUGGUACAACACCAGAAAGAUUACAGAAAAAUUAUGAACGAAGACAUUUCCUAACCGUCGACACAGCUGUUCCGUGUUUUACGAAGAAUCUCAUGAUAAGAGACUAGUAUAGAAAGAAACGCUACUUACAUAAUUCUUUUUAUCAAUUAAAAAUCUAUUUUAUAUAUACGAAAUCGAUUGUAAAGAGAUAUUUUUGUUAUGUAUUUUAUCUUUUUAUCCUUGUUUGUUACAAAUAAAGAUAUACGCGAAACUGAUCCAGUGGAGUUUC